Molecule: messenger RNA, 1915 nt
Organism: Durio zibethinus
Lineage: Eukaryota; Viridiplantae; Streptophyta; Magnoliopsida; Malvales; Malvaceae
Product: root phototropism protein 3-like
Source: RefSeq, a predicted model, not a curated record
UUUAUUGUCUCUUAUCCAUCUUCAUCAAAAUCUCCAUUUCUCAGCCUCCCAACGGCAGCAAAAGAAAUCCUUAAUCUCAAUCCUCAAAUAUCACUUUUCCCAUCAGCUAAAAAUCUGUAUUCUUUAAAAGAAAAAUAAAAAUCGAAGGUGAUAUUUAAAUCACUUAUCUCUUCUCCUUUUCCUCCCAAACCAACAAAAAAUUCAAGGGUAUUUUAGUCAGUUUUGUUUUCAUAUCCUACUCAAGGCCAUGUAGCGUAGGACCAAUUACUUCACACGUUUGCUUUCAUCUUCAACAGGUAUAUCUAACAUUACAUUCUUCUCAAAUUACAUCACCACAUAAAACUGCUUCCCUUCAAUUCUCUCUUCUGCUACUGUUGAAGCAUGAUGAAGAAGUUAGCCUUGCAAGAAUCCAUCACUUUCCCAGGAAAACCAACCCAAUACACGGCUGAAUGCUGGUUUGACGAUGCCUGUAUCCUGGAUAUGGACUACUUUGUCAAGACCAUCUCAGGCAUUAAGGCCAAGGGGGUCCGUCCUGACUUAACGGGCUCAAUCAUAGCACAUUAUGCAUCAAAAUGGCUACCUGAGCUAUCCAGCGACGGCACCGAAAAGGGUCCUACGAAUUUUGAAGAAUCAUCACCCGAGAGUGUCACGGCUUCAUGGAUGAAAAAGAGAUUCUUUGUGGAAACCUUGGUUGGAAUUCUGCCUCCUGAGAGAGAUUCCAUUCCAUGCAGCUUCCUCUUACGCCUUCUCCGGACAGCCAACAUGGUCGGCGUAGAGGCUACCUACAGAGCAGAGCUCGAGAAUAGAAUUUCAUGGCAGCUUGACCAAGCUUCACUGAAAGAGCUCAUGAUUCCAUCGUUCAGUCACACUUGUGGAACUCUGUUAGAUGUCGAGCUUGUUAUAAGGUUGGUUAAGAGAUUUGCUAGACUGGAUGAAGGAGCUAGAAGUGGGGUUGCCUUGGUUAAAGUAGCAAAGCUUGUGGAUUGCUACUUAGCAGAAGCGGCUCUGGACACCAAUUUGAGUUUGGAUGAGUUUAUUGCACUUGCUGCAGCUCUUCCUAGCCAUGCCCGUGCCAUGGAUGAUGGCCUGUACCGUGCCAUUGACACUUACCUGAAAGCACAUCCUGGUGUCUCAAAGCAAGAAAGGAAGGUUCUUUGCAGAUUAAUAGACGGGCGAAAACUCUCACCAGAAGCAUCCCUCCACGCUGCUCAAAAUGAACGUUUACCUGUUCGAGCUGUAAUUCAAGUGCUACUCUCCGAACAAACCAAGCUCAAUCGACAUAUAGAUUGGAGUGGCUCGUUUAGUGGAACAAGGAGUCCAAACCCAGGACUUGAACCCCCAGUUCGGUGCCUGUCUAAACGUGAAAUGAAUGCUCAACAAAUGGAGAUAAAGAAGCUGAAAGAGGACCUGCUCAGGGUCCAAAGCCAAUGCAUUGCCAUGCAAAUGCAAAUGGAGAAAAUAUUGGAUAAGAAGAAAGGGUUUUUCAGGUGGAGGAAGCUUGGAAUCAUGCCUUCGUUUAAGAGUACGAUGAGUGUUUUUGACAAAAUUGAAGAAGGAGAACGAGAGGAUACUUUUGCGAGGCAAACGCCCAUGGAUAUGAAAGCAAAGCUUGUUCGGGGUAGGACUCCUCCCAAGUGGAGAAAAUCCAUGUCUUGAAAAAGGGAGUAGGAUUCCACAUUAAUUUGCUGCUAAAUUUUAUGUAGUUAUAAUAUGUUCAUUUUCUAUGUCUGUUCAUGUUGUUGUAUUAUUCUGAUUAGCUAAGAAAUAAUGUAGGGUUUGAAUAAGAUUUGUACUAUAAUGUAUAUGUAGUUGGAUUCAAUAAAAGCCUAUCUUAGGGAUAACAUUAACAACACCAUCAUUCUUAUAUGUAGUAAUCAUGUCAUCUGACAUCUUAUAUUCUUGAAAAUAAUUUAAC